Messenger RNA from Candida tropicalis MYA-3404, 333 nucleotides. RefSeq lists its product as uncharacterized. Gene Ontology annotation, cellular component: membrane. The transcript has a single exon. Lineage: Eukaryota; Fungi; Ascomycota; Pichiomycetes; Serinales; Debaryomycetaceae. The record is from RefSeq and is a predicted model, not a curated record. Bases 1 to 333 code for a protein of 110 amino acids.
AUGGGUAUGGAUCAUCCUGCAUUUACUUUAUCUGCCUUAUGUGCAAUUGGUGGGUUUAUGGGUUAUACACGUAAAGGCUCCCUUCCAUCAUUAUUGGCCGGGGUCACCUUCUCCGCCCUUUAUGGUGGUGCAGGUUACUUAUUGAAACAAAACGCCGACUACGGUUUAGAAUUGGCUUUAGGUUCUUCCACUUUCUUGUUAGUUGCCGGUUUAGCUAGAGCUAUCCCAACUUCAUUUUCAAAACCAAUUCCUGUCACUUUGGUUAUUUUGGGUGGUGUUUCAACUGCUUAUUAUGCUAAGAAAUACAAUGAAUUCUACCCAAUCUUCUCCUAA